Condylostylus longicornis is the source of this 3726-nucleotide messenger RNA. RefSeq names its product RNA polymerase II-associated protein 1. NCBI's taxonomy places the organism in Eukaryota, Metazoa, Arthropoda, Insecta, Diptera, Dolichopodidae. Gene Ontology annotation, cellular component: nucleus. The transcript is spliced from 13 exons. The record is from RefSeq and is a predicted model, not a curated record. The coding region runs from base 47 to 3688 and encodes 1213 amino acids. Gene Ontology annotation, biological process: transcription by RNA polymerase II.
UAAUAUUAUUUUUAGAGAGAAAUUUGUUAAAUAAAUCUAAAUAAUUAUGGAGAGACCUAAGAGAACUGACACUGAAGAUGAUGUUUUGGAAAUGCAAAACAAAUUUCUUUCUUUAAAAUCGAAAGGCACAGCUUUUAAACCGGCUGCACAAGUUGUGAAAAUGGGCAAAGAAAAAAAGCAGUCAAUAUUUUCUCAAAAGAGGAAGAAAAGUGAACAUACCGAUGAUAAUAAGGCCUAUAAUUAUGAACCGGUUCCGAAGAACAUUUCACUUGGUGAAGUGGUUGAAAAAAAUGAUCCUUCAUUAUCAAAGAAAAAUAACUGGAUCAUAGGCAAUAUAAUUGAAAAACCAUCAGUUCAACCGAUGGAUUUCGAAGACUGCUAUCAAACAGAUAGUGCUUUUCCUGAAAUUGAAAAGUUAGAGUCUUAUGAUAUGCCGAUAGUGCCCGGAAAAAGUUUGUUUUUACUUUCAAUGGAAAAGAAAAAUAACCCAGAAAAAUCUUUUUUGGCACAGGCCUGUAAAGAUACGAAAGUUCAAGGUAAUAUAUUCGGCGAUAAGAGCAACAUUGUAAAAGAUCAAGAAACGGGAAUGUCGGUACAUGAAGAGAAUGUAAAUAUUUUAAGUAAAAUGUCCGAAGAAGAAAUACGUGAGGAAAGAGAGAAUCUCCUAAAGUGCAUUGAUUCAAAUGUUUUGGAAUUUAUUAAAUCACAAAAGCGAAAAUUAAAUCCAGAUGCCAAUGCAUGUGUAGAAGCUGUAAAAGCUGUAAUAAAAAAUAGCAAACAAUCUUUUGAUACUGUUUCUGGUGACUCUUCUUUCGAUAAGCAAACGAAUACUAAAACCAAUAACAUUUCUGAAAUCGAAAUCGAUAAUAUUUCAAACUUUGUAGAAGAAAUACCCACUGUUAUGGACAUACUUAAAGCCAGCGAAUCUGAAAAUUGGGUUAAUUUUAAUAUAAUUGAGAAAGAAAAAUUUGAAUGGAUGAAAAAUAUUCCUGAUAUGAUAAAUAAUAUAAAACCAGCUGAUCCUUUUGAAGCUAGAUUUGAUUGGAAAGGUGUUCUUUUACCUUAUUUAGAAAAAGAUAAUAAUAAAGAUGACCGCGAUUUGUAUAUGCACGGUAAUGAGUCUUUUAGGCCUGGCUAUACUUUGCAAGAACUGUUUAGACUAGCAAGGUCCAAUAUCAUUCAACAAAAAUGUUCAGCAUUUGGAUCUAUUUACGGAAUAUUGAAUUUCUAUAAUCAAGGGUUUUAUGAUAACGUACUAGAAUUGCCAUUGACAAAAAUUUUUUUUUUGCUUCGGUAUGGAGCGGAUGAAAAUACAGUUUCAUUGUUAGAAAUUGUAUAUAAGGGGCUUAGUACAUUAUUCUAUAAUGAAACAGACGAAACUGUUUUAGAUUUUAUUUUUGAAACAUCAGAGGGAUUCUUACAACCAAUUAUUGAAAAUAAUAAAAAAACUGGCACAGAUGAUAGCGAGGGCGUUGAAACUGAUUUGAAAAAUAUGACGUUAUCCAAAACUCCAUUUUGUGCAAAAUUAAAUGAAGAGCAAAAUGAAAGUAAAGCUUCCAUGACGGAUUUUGAAUUAGCGGAAAAUGAUAUGAUUGAUUGCCUUUUACGUACAAACAUUAUUCAAAGAAUAUAUUACAUUUUGAAAACUAUAAGACCAGAGAACAGCACUACUAUUUCCUGCUUUAAAAUAUUAAUAAGGCUGGCAAGAACAAAUCAAGAUGUUGCGAAAAAAAUUGUUUCCCAUAAGGAACUGGUACAAUUACUAAUAGAAAACUUUAUGCCAAUACUUCAACAACUUGAUGUGCAAAGUGAACCAAAAUUUUAUAAUUAUCCUCAACAUUUAGUUCUUAAACUGAUCCGAAUUAUAAUUUCCCAACAUAUUUCUUUAUGUAUAAAUCUGGAAUCAUUAGAUUUGAUCAAUAAAAUCAAAAGUUAUUUAUAUACUAGAGACGAUAUAAAGGGUCCAAUUAUAAAAGUGCAGACAGAAAGUUUAAGAAUUAUUCGUGUUAUAAUGAAUAUUAAGCCUGAUAAAGAUUUUUACAAAUCGUUAUUGCCAGCUUUUCGUUACAUGUUAGAGUGGCAUUAUCAGCAUGCACAGUAUGAGGCUGAAGGACCGUUUCUAAUUAGACAGCAUGCGUCGGCAUUACUAGCUGCUGUUAUGAGUAGGCCAUCAUAUGAAGCAAAGGAUAGCUUAACAGAUAUUAUCGUUAUGUGUUGUUCAAAAUGGUUUUACACCGCUAAGCAAAGUGGCAUUAAAGACUUUUCCCAAUCAAAUCUUCUAUCAUCAUGCAUUAGUUGUGUAAAUUGGUAUUUGAAAUAUAAUGACAAAGGCUUUGAUGAAUUUAUUGAAAAAUAUUUAAAACCUUUCAUUUGUUCAAAAACUUUUAUUGAAUUCCAAGGAACUUUAGAGCAUUCGUCAAUUGUUUUGAAAUAUAAUUCGAUUGAUCGUCGAAAUGUACAUCCACCGCUUCCUAAUUUUGGGACAGUUUUAAUACACUCUAGUGGUCCACAGUUAAUUAUAUCGCAAUGUUAUCCAAUAUAUUUUUUAAGCAAUUUAUUUAAUUUAACUGAAACAUUGUUUAAAAAGAGAAAUAAUGUUAUUAUGCUAAAUUUACUACAAGUUGAUAUUAUUCAAAUUUUUGUAAAUUAUUUGAAAAAGAUUUCAUCUAAAGUUAAUAAAAAAUUAGCAACGAAUUUCAUUACAAAGAGUGAAAUUACAUUAAUCUACAAAUUGAUAUGCUUUGAAGGAUUUCACGAAUUUCUUGAUAAAACGGAAUUACUACAAGCAUCAUUUAAUUUAAUUAGUUGUAUGUCUGUGGAACAUAUAACUGAAAUUGAAACACUAUUCAAUUUAUUCAUUUUUAAUAGCAAAUAUUUAAAUUUUGAAAAUAGAUCCUUAGAAAAUUGGAAACAAGUUUAUUUAGAAACUUUUAUUUAUCCGCACAGUAUCAUAAUUUCGCCAACUGAUAUAUCGUUAUGUUUACCAUGUUUUCCUGAGCCAAUUUUACCAUGCGACUGGCCAUAUAUGCUACUUAAAAGUUUAUUGAACAAAUAUUUACAAAAUCCUCUUACGGAAGUCGUGGAAAAAGAAUCAGAAUUUCCUGAAAGUGAGAUAGUGAGAAUUACUUUAACAUUUACGAAUGUACUGGAGAAAAAUGGAGUGAAAAUUAUUUCUCCGACAGAAAAAUUAAUGUAUCUUAUGAUAGCGUUUAUGGGUAAGGAUUCUAUAUUUUUGGAACCCGAUAUGAAAUCACAAUUGAAAGAUUAUAUAAAUGAUUUUUUCAAAAUGAAUUUGCAUACAAAUUUCAAUUUUGGUGGAACAUUUGAAGGUAAAAGCAAAUUUGAAAAUUUAUAUGUGCUAUUCUUAGAUCAUUUUCAAGCGGCAAGCUAUGGUGAUGAUUUAUUUAGUUCAUUAGUAAUGAUUCCGUUGGCACAAAAGUAUGAUAAUAAAUGGAGAAAAAUGGUUUGGUCUGAACAUGCAUCUGUUCUAAGAUUUUUGAAUUGUAAAGAAGAUCAACUUUUGGGAUCGUUACAAGCUUAUUUAGAACCGGAGGAAUCUGAUAUUUCUUUGAUUAAAUGUUAUUCAAGAGCCUUGAAUUCAGACUUAUUGCGUGAAAAUACAAUUCCACAUAAAAUAGCAACACACCAUUUUCUUCAUUACAAGAAUAAGAAAGGUUUAAUUACAUAGUUUUGAAUUUCAUUGUUAUAUUUUAUAUUGAUAUUUUU